Messenger RNA from Miniopterus natalensis, 617 nucleotides. The record is from RefSeq and is a predicted model, not a curated record. Lineage: Eukaryota; Metazoa; Chordata; Mammalia; Chiroptera; Miniopteridae.
AUGCCACGCUAUGCCUAUGAAGGAGACCGGGUGGUUCAGCUCAAGCUAUANAAAAAUGAUAAAAUAGUUAACCUGAUAUACUACAAGGAUAGAUCUCGGAUAGCCACUUACUCUAACAGCACAAGCCAUAUCAUUUCAAAUGCAAAACCCAGUGACAGUGGCAUCUAUUAUUGUAAGGCAAGUAAGAAUUUGUUUUCACUUAAAGACGAGUUGAAAGAAACAAGUCCUGCACAGCUCACUGUCCAAGAGCUGUUUCCAGCACCUACUCUGACAGUCACACCCUCGCUGCCCACUGAGGGGAACUCAGUGACCCUGUCUUGUGAUACCCGACUCCCUUCAGAUAGGUCGAAGACCCAGCUUCGGUAUUCCUUCUUCAGGGAUGGUCAAAUCCUAAGGUCAGACUGGAACUCAUCAGAGCUUUUCAUCUCAGCAUUAUGGAAAGAAGACUCGAAAUAUUACUGGUGUGAGGCAAUGACAGCAAGUCGCAGUGUCUCCAAGCGGAGUCGUCGAUCGUUUGUACAGGUGCAGGGUGAGUACCAGUGGCUGGGCUGCUUGACAAGCUGCUGUGCUCAGUUCUAGAAGGACCCCUCUCAGACUCAGAAAUACCUGAGGAAGAA